UAUUCUUUCUAAUUUUGUUUUUAGUAAAUAUUUUUACCUAAUUUAGGAUCUUUGAAAUGUGUGUUUAGUUCUAUAAUUCUCAAUCACUUGUUAGAGAAAAGUAGAUUGUAGAUAGAGGUUGGUAGCUCUCCUCUGAAGAAAAUAAGCAAAAAUAAUAACCCAUAAAACUGCAGAAAAUGAAUAGUAAUAAUAUAUAUAUAUAUAUGUAUAUAUAAAUGGUCAGUGGCUAAUUUCCUGAAUUGGUCAUCAUCAUCAUCACUCUGCUUUUCAUUGUAAACCCAUUUUCUUCUUCUUCUUCACUCUGGUUUUUGUAAGCCAUUCACAGAAGAAAAAUGACAAAGGCAGAUGAGUUUCAGCCCUUUCCCAUCAAGGAUCAGCUUCCCGGUGUUGACUUUUGCCUCAACAGCUCUCCUCCUUGGCCUGAAGCUAUACUACUAGGAUUUCAACACUUCAUAGUAAUGCUUGGGACCACGGUCUUCAUCCCUACAAUACUUGUCCCUUUAAUGGGUGGUGGCAAUGUGGAGAAGGCUGAAGUUAUUGAAACUGUGCUGUUUGUUGCUGGUAUAAACACACUCUUGCAGACUUGGUUUGGAACUCGUCUUCCGGUUGUAAUGGGUUCUUCAUACGCUUCCAUUAUACCCUCUUUCUCAAUAGCUUUUUCUAACAGGUUUAGCAUAUAUGCGAACCCCCGUCAGAGGUUUAGACAAUCCAUGAGAGCUGUACAAGGAGCACUGAUUAUUGCUGCUUUUCUUCAAAUUCUCAUGGGAUUCUUUGGGUUUGUCAGAAUUUUUACAAGGUUUCUUAGUCCUCUUGCUGCGAUUCCUCUUGUGACUCUAACUGGACUUGGGCUCUUUGCACUUGGUUUUCCACAACUAGCAAGAUGUAUUGAGGUUGGACUCCCAGCAUUGAUAAUAGUGGUUGUUCUAUCUCAGUAUCUUCCCCACUUUACAAAGUCCAAAAGAAUGGUUUUUGAUCGAUUUGCUGUCCUCUUGUCAGUCUCAAUUGUAUGGUCAUAUGCAGAAAUAUUGACUAUUGCUGGUGCAUAUGAUAACAGAUCUCCAAAUACUCAAUUUAGUUGCCGUACCGAUCGUUCUGGGCUUGUUGGUGCAGCCCCUUGGAUAAGGGUGCCAUAUCCAUUUCAAUGGGGUCGUCCUUCUUUUAAUGCUGGGGAUGCUUUUGCAAUGGUGGCUGCUUCUUUUGUUGCUUUUAUUGAGUCGAUUGGUACAUACAUUGCAGCGUCUAGAUAUGCAAGUGCCACAAUUCCACCGCCUUCUGUUCUCAGUCGAGGUGUUGGCUGGCAGGGAAUAGGCACUUUACUGAAUGGGUUAUUCGGGACUGGGAGUACCUGCUCAGCAUCAGUUGAAAAUGCAGGACUUUUAGGAUUGACACGUGUUGGAAGUAGGAGAGUCGUUCAGAUAUCAGCAGUAUUUAUGAUAUUCUUCUCCCUAUUAGGGAAAUUUGGAGCUGUUCUUGCUUCUAUACCAUUGCCUAUUAUGGCUGCUUUGUACUGUGUUCUCUUUGCUUAUGUGGCUUCCGCAGGUAUUACUUUCCUCCAGUUCUGCAACUUAAACAGUUUCAGGACAAAGUUUAUCAUAGGAUUUUCUCUCUUCAUGGGACUUUCUGUGCCUCAGUACUUCAAUCAGUAUCUUCUCACUUCUGGGCAUGGUCCAGUUAAUACUGGUUUGACAGCAUUCAACAAUGUGAUGCAAGUGAUAUUCUCAUCUGCAGCCACAGUGGCCAUCCUCAUUGCUUUCACUUUGGAUUCUACUCAUGGUUACCGAGACGGGGUAACUCGCAUAGACAGUGGCAGACAUUGGUGGGUAAAGUUCAGGUUCUUUAGUUCAGACACAAGGAGUGAAGAGUUCUACUCACUGCCCUAUAAUCUCAAUAGGUUUUUCCCAUCAUUCUAACUCUUUGCUUGCACUUUCAACACCAAUGAAAAGGCAAAACAAAGAGGAGUUCAAUUGAAAUUGAAGAGAUCACAAAGACCACCUACAUUUUCCCUCAUAGAUUUAUAUAAAGGGUAUAUACAUAGAUAUAUUAAUGAACAGUUAAAAGCAACAUGUAAUCACCAGACUUGGAAAUAGUACAAUGUGGCUAAAGCAAUUGUCAUACGAGUGUGAUGUAUCGUCAAACUAUUGCACUAAAUCUAGUUCUCAAAAAUUCAUCUCACAAA
Cannabis sativa is the source of this 2176-nucleotide messenger RNA. Its product is annotated as nucleobase-ascorbate transporter 4. Bases 333 to 1910 code for a protein of 525 amino acids. Gene Ontology annotation, cellular component: membrane. NCBI's taxonomy places the organism in Eukaryota, Viridiplantae, Streptophyta, Magnoliopsida, Rosales, Cannabaceae. The record is from RefSeq and is a predicted model, not a curated record. The transcript is spliced from 14 exons. Gene Ontology annotation, molecular function: transmembrane transporter activity. Gene Ontology annotation, biological process: transmembrane transport.